UAUAAGAAAUACAUUUUUUUUAACACUCGAGAUAGAUACGAACAUUGUAUAAAAGGAAAUGUUUGGACUUGUAUUUAUUUUCGGGGAAUUCAUUUCCAAAUACUUCAAUUUAGAGUAAUUUGACGUCUUCGUUCUCUUAGAAACACUUUUGGAAAGAAACAUUGGAAAAAUAUUACUAACGUGGUAGGAAUAUUAAAUUGUUUCAGUGCAAUAAAUAAUGCGAAACCUUUAAAAACUUGCGGUCUUAUGUCGAAGGUGGUUCGACAAAAAUCCACUGAAAUCAACAAAUCUGGACCACACAGCGUUAGUGCCAAAUAACACAGACUGUUAUUGCUUAUGUAGAGUGUUAACCUUUGUCGUACUACACGAUGAUACUAGCAACGAUCGUUGCGUAUAUUUAAGUGGAAAUUCGGUGUAAUUACAUUAAUUGAUUUUGUGAAAAAAAAAACAUUGAGAGGCGGCGUGGAUAAAUUCGAAGAUACACUUCAGGAACUGUUAUUUAUUUUCAAAAAUCUAUCCAGAAUGCAAACAGAAUUUCAGCACUUUUGGCUUUUACACUUUUAAAUUCCAUAGCACUGCAUAGGUUAAACAACAAACAUCGACGUUUUAAGGUGGUACAAUGUACGUAUAAAAAUUUAUUCGCAAAUCAUGUUGCGUCGAAUGGUUACAUUUUCGUUUUUCUUUUGUGAAAUUUUUCAUUAUACAAUUAUUGGAUUUCCAAUAGCAACAAAACACGAUUUGUCACAUUUGAUAAAAUAUAUCCGUUAAUUUGUAACAGUUUUCACAGUUUCGCGUAUACAGCAUGAAUGUAACAAUAUUAACAUCUAACAUUGACACUCCCACGAUGUCUGUAAAUAUAGUUUAUAACUGGAUUAUAAGUUAAAUGGAUGUACUCUGGGCGGCACGUGUUGAAUAAUUUAAAAAGUCUCUACUGCUAACAAGGUCUCAAAGGAAACACGAAGGACGUGGAUUAAUGUUACAGCGUGACAAAUUAUACAUCAGAUAUAUUUUAUGAAUCGUGAUGUGAAUACAAUUUUUGAUUGCUUCGAAAAAAAUAUAACAAUUACUCUUAAUUUCAAUAUUGUUGGAAGUACUUCUAAACAGGAAAACUGUUUUUCGUUGUAAGGUAUUUAAUUUCAAAGAAUACAGAAUAAGCGGUUACUCGUCUCCUUUUUGUUAUUCGAAAUGGUUAUUUGGAUAAAAAUUUUGUCGUCUUUGGUGUCCGUCCGAAGCAAGUCUUCGCAACAUGUUCCAAGAACGUGACUGGACAUCCAGACCCGAGAACAAUAAAGUGAAAGUAACAGAAGCUAGGCCUCUUUUCAAAUGGUCGACGAUGGUUGUCAUCGAAUCCGUCAAUUGACGCGGAAACAUGAAUAGUCAAGCGAACGGUCGAGCGGAGCCAGUAGUGCUAGAUAAUUAAUUGAAAGUGCUGCGACGUGAAACGAAUCGAAAACUAUUUUAUGAAAAUAAGAUGUACGAGUGGUCCAACGUAUUUUGCGAACUAUUCUAUGAGCAUUAAUAGCAAUUUUUUCCGUAGUUAUAAGGUAUACAAAAUUGAUAAACUUUUAGUUUGACCUCAAGAAACUACUUAUAAAGUUAUUGGCACGAUAGUACACAGGGUGAUUAAUUGUAAAAAUGCCACCUGAAUAAUUCGUUUGCUUUUAGCGAGAGAAAAAAAAACGUAGAAGUCCUCGAUCAAAGAUUGAACGACAGUGGUCGAAAACCCCUUUGCAUCAAAAAUAAAACGACUUAUAUACUUUACCUCAAAAAACAGUUUUUUUUUUUUAUUUUUUGUUGAUGCUCAGUAAAUACAGUUCUGUUAUCAAGCGCACCAGUAAACCCUAAGCUGAGAAGCGAUUUGUGAUCGAACGCAACAGUAAAUCCAAAGCUGAAAUUGGAAAAGUCCUCGUUUAAUUCUUUAUCCUUGAUCCUUUGAUUUUCUCCAUUGAUCCCUUCAAUUUAUUAUUUCCGUUUGAUCUCUAGAACCCUCUCCGGUUCUUACAGGAGCUCUGGGGCAGAUUACUGUAUACAGUAAUCUCGUAACACUUUCCAAGUUUUACUUCGCUCAACGAAAGUAUAACCUUGGCAUUCAACUUUUGUUUUCAUAUCAAAAGUAAGUAAUUGUUCAUUUGAGAAUUUUUACACAUUUGAACUUAGAAUUUGCAAUCUCAUGUAAAACAGUGCGCCAGUAUUGUGAAAAAAUGAUCAAAAACCUGAUAAAAGUGUAUAUCGUUUGCAUUUGUAUAAGAUCAUUGUAUUACGGGAUGAGAGGCUCGUAGAAAGCACCCUGAAGAAGGAUAGGGAAUGCUUUAUCCUUGUUGACCGACUAGCGGGCUGCGUUAAAUCUACUAAAUACAACCUUCGUUUUAAAUCUUUAUAUUACAAAAAGUGACCACGUAUGAUAGGUCUAUGAAUUCGUCUAAAUAAAUGCUGUCCUGUUAUGCAUAAAAAUAUAAAAGGUUCAACAAAAUUCUUUAGACCGCGUAGGUUGCCUCUUGAAUUUGCCCAUUUGAAGUUUCUCGUACAAAAUUGUACGUAUACUUGCGAUUACGAUUGAAACCCCGAUCUCCGCUUACUUGCUUGUUGAAAAUGAAUGUCACUUUUGCACAUUUUACGCGUUCCCAACGAAGAAAGUGUAGUAAUAACUGCAAAGAAAUUUAAAAUACAGUAUCCAAACGAACUGUAGCUGAUAACGUCGUUGCGGACACUGUUCUCUUCGGACGUCCCUACACUUUGAAAAAAUUCAAAAAACCAAAAAGAAAAAUGAAUAUUUUGUAACGUUCUAGACUAGAAUACCCCCGUGAAUCGUAUCUACGCCUCGAAGAGUUACCGAUGAAGUCGAAUAAUGAUCCACGAAAAAUCCCGUGAUCCCGAUGAUAGCCGCGGCGGCUUCGCGAAGAAUCUGACAUACCUGAAUGGCCAGGUAGCGUCUCGGCCAAUCGUCUUCCACGCUUUGUUUACGUCCUCGUGUCCGGUCACGCGGUUGGCUACGGCGAGUCGCUUGUGUAAGGAGCCUUUCAGUCCGUGAUCGUUCGCGUGCUCGGUUGUUUCGCCGCCGCCGACGCGUCGAUCUCGCCUUCGAGAAUAUCACGAUCCAGUCGUAAAUCGCGAUCCAUCGACGGUGCGCUUUCGAGUGGCCUAUAUCGUGAACAGGUGAACCGGUUGGGAAUUUGUGUGUUUCGUGCGGGGAACCAGUGGCGAAGUGUCCAGCGGUGCGUGGCGUCGAGAUCGCCGUAAGACGUCGAGAUAAACGGAUCAUUGGACGACGUUUCCCCCGGAGGCUCGCGAAUACGUCAUGGCGUCGGUGGGUUCGCGAAGAUUGGCGCAAAAAUUGAAACGCCGGUCGAAUUGGUCGCCGACUUAGCAUGACCGUUCACCCCUCCGGUGGUCAGGAUUUCCGCCGCUUUGAUCGAUAUUUUGAGCCCUCUUAGAUGCGAACGCGAGAACACUGUUUCGAAUUGUUUCGCGUACACAGAACUCAUACUUCAAAGCGUCGUAUCCUCGCAAAAACUGGAUGAUUACUACAACUUUUCUUUUAAUGCGCAGUAAAGGAAUGACGAACAAAGUAACUACGAGUUACUUUAUUUAAUUAUGUUGAGCCAUUCGGAGAUUACGACAUGGACAUUUACUACCUUCAAUGAGUAAUUAAUAAACACUAUAAAUUAUUAUUAUACGAUCUUUUGUUGGUAAAUUCUACUAUGGAUGUCUAUUUACAGUUUGUAAUAUUUAAUAAUAUUAUAUUGUAUAUUAUUAAAGUUUUAAUUUAGACAGAAAAAAAUGUCCAACGUCUGAAAAACAUUUACAACGAGAUAUUACAAAUAAAAUAAAUAAUAUUAUUUUGAUACAACGAUAUAACUGAAUAUAAUCAAACAGUAUAUUAUUAGAGUUUUCAUUUAGAUAGAAAUAAUGUCCAACAUCUGAAAAACAUUUACAACGAGAUAUUACAAAAGAAAAUAAAUAAUAUCACUUUGGAUACAACGAAGAAAUUAAUAGCUAGGGCGUCGAGAUUGGCAAAAGAAAUUUUAAGAGCACAUAGCGGAUAGAUUAAUGAAAAGAAAAUAGAAUUGCUUCUAUCAUUCCUCCUAAAAUAUUAAAUAAAUAAUUGGUGAAAUAUAUUAUCUAAUGCGAUACAAAGUAUGUACAAAUACAUGAGUGAUAUUCAUUAACAGAUUCGUAAUUUCCUUUAGAUAUAUGUAUUUCGAUCGAGUAAGUGUGCACGUAUUUAUAAGCGUAGGUGUACAUGCUCUCGUUAGACAGACCGUAAUUAUCCGUAUAACGUUCACGUCAAAUAUUCAUCACGUAUUACUACGCCCAUCUAUCCUUCUCCAGAGACCACAGGAAACUUUAAAUAGCAAAAAGAGUCGCAAAAAGUGCAAUCACUUCGAGAAUCUCUGCACGGACGUCACGGGAAUUGCUCGGGCAGCUCGGCCACUGGAACCGCGUAGGACGUUACGACGUAACCAUUGCCAUAACUUUGCGUCACAAAGAGAUAUACUUGUGAGAGACAGGUGUCGCUCUGGAUCUAGAUCGGGUAUUCCCUCGAGCGUAAACUACACGGAGAAAAACCGUAGCGUAUUUUGUAUUUAAUGACCGCGACAUCGUCUGUUCGAACAUUUAACCCUUUCGUGUUUAUGCGGUGUCGCCUUCAACACAAACCAGAAUUUUAUACAAUUUAAAAAAACGAACGAAUUAAAUAAAUAAAAAUUAAUCGAAGAUCGACCACCUCGGUCUAUAUUACAAACCAUGUAAUUGGGGGCUGUUCAUUAAUUACGUAAGGAUCUCGAGUGGAAGGGGCGGGAAGUUAAAAAUUUCGAUAUGACUUUGCCUCGAGAGGGGACAGAGUUAAAGCCAUUCUUAGUUUGCAUCGAAUGCAUUGAUCUUUUACGGAUACAAAGACUUCUGUUGGAAAUUUUGUAGAUUGUUGUCACGCGAAAAAUAACAAUUCAGUUUAUCGACAAAGGCAUUCAACCAAAAAUAAUGCAGUUCAUGAAGUUAGAGAUUUGUUGGGAAAAUUGAAUUUCAGGAAAAUGGUCUAAGUUUUCAAUUUUUAUGUCUGAAAUUAAACGUCACACGAAUAAACUGUACAUGUAUACAAAAUCGUUUCGUUUUGUCGUUCUCUAUACGGUGCUUUUUUAAAUUCAAUUGUUCGACUCAUUUUUUUCUCUUGAAAACAACAGCAACAGAAUCAGAUCGCUACGAGAUCUCAGGAAAAAGGUCUUUCAAGUUUUUAAUUUUUAUUUUAGAAACUAGACAUCCUAUAAAUAAACUGUAAAUAUAGAAAUGUUCCGUAUAAGCUGAUGUUUCUUUUUUAAAAUUCACGCCUCCACGGCUCUUAGAACUUCCAAGAAAAAUCGUCGCGCAGUCAAAGGGUUAAUAUAUUCGUAUUGCUUCGAAAAGGAGCAAUAAAAUCGUCGAUGAAUAAAUGAAUCGCGAGAUUCCGUGGCCAGGGAAACGGAAAGAUGUCUGACCGCGGAGGGUGAAGUUUUCAGCCGUGAAAAAGCCGUCGCGCCGCAGGGAUGCGGUCGAAGAAAAAACAGUAUCGUUUCGCGAGAUAUCGAGAGCGGCGCAUGGAAGGACGAGACGCGACGAAAAUGAACGGAGAGGUUUGAGGGACACACGGUGCAAAAGGUGGAGGACCUUGCCGCAUCUCCGUGGAAGAGUGAGAGAGAUAGUGAUAAACCGGUUUCUGCAUUUGGUGCAACGACGCGCCUCCUGCGUUUUACCGGCGAGUUUUCAGGAAGAAAUUUCCACGCAUCGGGGCUCCGUUACUUCCUUUAAUUCACCGGUCGGAAAGCGUACAAGAUCGGCUUUCGCUCUUCAUGGAAACGCCCUUGGGCGCUUUAGUCCGGCCUGGAUGUACCUGUAGAGGAGUUGUACUCUUUGCAAGGGAUGGAGUUCCUGGAGGGAUUCGGGAAGAAAAAGCAGCAGCCACAUCAGCAAACGAACAACAUAGCGUCGGUGCACAUCAAUCCCUUGUCGGCACAGUCCCUCAACAUACACCUGCAUGCCCUCUUCGCAGCCGUGGAGCAUGGCCAUUUGGACAAAGCCAGAACUAUUUUGGAAUCGACUGACGUGGACGUGAACAGUGUAAACAGCGACGGUUUGUCAGCUCUGGAUGUCGCGGUCCUCAGCAACAAUAGGCCUCUUGCAAAAAUGCUGGUCGCUUUCGGCGCACAGGAAGGUAACCAAUUCAAAUCUCCGGAAUCGUUGGGUAGCCAUUUGGCCUCGUUACUGUCGGAAGCGGAGCACAGGGUCCAGGAACUUGGCGGAAGUACUUCCGGUAGCGCCGGGACCACCCUUUUAGAGCCACCGAGCAGCCAUAGAUCGAGUUUUUCGUCGCAGCACAACAAUCUCACGGGAUGCGGCGGUAGCACUGAAGACAAGCAACUGGCUUUGUGGGAAAGGAGAGCGAGAGCUCUCAGGAAAAUGUUGCUCGGGUUUGAUCAAGCGAGACCACCAGACAUACCGUUCCUGGUCGCAGUCGAUGUUACGGGGACGAAUUCUGUGACAGUGAGAUUCCAGGAGCCAGAUUCUCACGACUCGCCCAUCUGCACGAAGUUCAAAGUCCAGUGGAGCGUCAAAGAGGACUUCUCCGUGAUCUGCGGGGAUAGAGAAGUUCUAGACAUGAAGCAGAGGGAGUGCAGAAUCGACGAUCUGAUCCAAGGACAGAAAUACCACUUUCGAGCUGCUGCUGGAAAUCUGAAGGGCUACAGCAGGUUCAGGAACUCGACACCUGCUCACGUCACACCCAGCAGUUGGAGGGACAUCGAUGGCAGGUUGCCAAGGUUUGCUGGCCGAUUGGAGCAACUGAAUACUCUGUUCACCGAUAUAAGGCGACCAGAGUACACUCAAGAAACACCAGCGGUGCAGAGGCGCAAUCACAGGAAGAAAACUACGAUAAAACAGCUGUUCACGGCUACGAGUAAAUUCCAAAAGAAUCUGAGGCGGGGCGUAUUUCUUGCCUGUCUGCUCUAUCACGAGGAUAAGGUGCUCGUGACAAACGAGGAUUUCCUACCGGUGAUCGAAGUCGAUGAGACUUACCCAAGCUGUAUUUACAACGACUUCCAUUGGCUCAUGAAAGUGGCCUGCACUUGGGACGACGUCAAGACACUUCGUCAAGACAUGGAGAAAAGUCAUAGCAGCUCUACGAAUCACUUCAGGAUAAAGCUGCUGCAGGCUGCUGCACAAAUGCAGGCAGCACUGUGCAUACAAGACCUGGGGCAAUUAUACCAUAAACCGGUCAGAGACAUCCAAGGGACCCUAGUUUUCUCUACGGUGAAUUACAUUAAAUCUCCAAAAUUGAUCUCGGUAUUGAACAGCAGAUGGUUGCCACUCAGUAAAGUCACGAAGAAGGUCAUAACCCACGAGGACAGCAACGUGGCGGACAUCUUAAUAGCCAGCAUACAAGAACAAAUGACCUAUCAUCAAGUCAGCAGUAUUAAACUGUCAAAGGGAUUGUAUCUUGGCUACCUGAAGAUGCAGAGUAGCGUAGAUCUCAUCCAGGUUGUGGUACCCGCGAAAGCACCCAAUGUCUUACCUCAUUGCAAGAUUCGUGACAAUCCGCACGUUUCCGCCGAAGAGUGGGAUUAUCUGAAAAGGAUAACUCGUAUCCACGCAUCGGACACUUCAGUGAAGGACUCUGAAGAAAAGGAGAACGUAACGAACGAGUCGCAAGGUACCGAGCAACAAAAGCUAUUCGUGGAUCUGGUCGCUGCCACCGCGAGACGAUUGUUCAAUUAUAUGGAAAUCAAUCCUGAAGAUUCUCUGUGCCAUCGACUCUACGACGCUGAAGUUAUUGAUCUGACCCACGACGUGUCCUUCGUGAUCGCCGUACCUCCAGCAGAAACCGCCUGCUGCGUACCUGGGACCAGAGAAAUCCUUCUACAGAGGGGCGAUCUUCUGUCGUUACCUAUCCAAGUAUUCGAGAUGGUACACUUAAACACGUACCAAAAAGACGUAAUCAAUAGAUACUCGAGGUUAAGCUGCAUCCUGGAACUGGAUACAGCCCAAGCUCAACACAGCCACAGGGAAGCCUUCAGCUCUCUGGAGUUGAGCGUGGCGAAGGACAAGUUGGCCAGGUUACAGGAUCUUCAGUCGCAAGUGAACACCGUCUGGAAAGGCGCUAGAUGGCUAAUAGACGUGAUCACGUUCGCAAGGGACCGUGGAUCUUCGCAGCAAACCAGUGCGUCGCAGGCGGUUGGAAUUUCAAUGAAGCACUUGCUUAGUCUCGACAGGAACAAAAGCAACAGUAACAGUAACAGUUUGAAAAGGAGUUUGCUGCAGUUGCCGCCACGCGAUCCGAAACUCGUCAAGUCCAGUCCAGGUCGAGGCAGUUGGCCGGGACCCAACGUGGCCAACUCCUCCUCGAAUCUGCUCACGACAGAGUUCAGCAAAAGCGAGCAACAGUUGCCCAGCGGCCAGUACAUUCGCAAAGGCAGCAACACCUCUAACGUGUCGACCGGCUCGGUGCCUCAAAAGUCCUCUGUACCGAUAAGCAGCACCAGCAAUCUUAGCAACGCGACGAGCGCCAGCAGUACAAACCAUCUGGUACCGUUGCAGAACACGAGGCUACCACCCUCCAAGUCCGAGGACACUCUGAUCUUAGCAAAAUAUAAACAAAGUCCCCGAAAUAGGUCAGCAACGAUCACGUCUGCAUCGGCCAGUAGCAGUCCAUUGCUCAGCAUGAAGCCCAUCAUUUACGGCGGAUCGCUUUUAAGCGUCUCGACAGCCAUGACGAACACGACGAGUUUGCUCAGCGUCAGUAACACCAAUUCCGACAGUUUGCACUCCCUGAGCAGCGACGAAUACUCGACACCCAACUCGACAGUCUGUUUAAAAUCUGGCCACACCAAAGGGAAAUCCUCCAAACCCACCGCUAGCGUCGCUGCAAUGGCGACCGGAGCACUGGAGAACCAGAUGGAAGAAGAAAAAGACGAAGCAACGAUGAUGCCAGCACCGCCGCCUGGCAUACUUCAGGUUUACGCGGCCUACGAGACCGGCCUGGCCUCUGGAACCAGCCUGAAAUUGCACGUCACGCCGAGGACCACGGCCAGAGAAGUCGUCAAUCUGGUUGUGAAGCAGCUGAACAUGGCAAUGGUCCUGAAGGGCCAAGAGGGCCCCAUUUAUACGCCCGACGAGCUGCCAAACUUCUGUUUGGUGGCUGUGAUAGGCGCGAGAGAACGUUGUCUCAGGGACGACUUUAAGCUCCUCCAGCUGCAGAAUCCCUGGAAGAAGGGUAGACUGUACGUGAGACAGAAACAGGACGUCCUCGCAGCCCUCGAGCACAGUAGCAAACAUACAGCGUAUUUAUAGCACAAGUAAAAGAGUAAGAAGGAGGAGAUUACAUAGAAACGAUCUCGAGGAUGAGACAAGAAACCCCUGUCCCCGGCGAUAGCGCGUAAGAAACUCUGUCUCGUAAAUGAUUGGCAAUAGAAGCCAAAGAUCAUUUCGUUCGACGCGUUCCGCGUCAAGUGGGCUUUCAGAUUCCCACUAGAGCUUCGAUAGAGUCGAGUAUUCCAUAUUUCAUUUCUUCUGGUUUAUUUCCACAUGGAAUGGAAGGUUGUAGAUAUUCUCUCGAAGGCAUAGACUUGGACGGACACGGAACGCGUUGGCGUGUAUAUAAAGCAAACGCUUGCAGUGGCUACACGACGAGUUUUCGGUUCUAUGUCGAGGCUCUAAGUAAAUUACAUGUAAUUAGAUAGAGGUGUGCAAGAGUGAUAGCGUGUCGAGGAUUGAGAAAUACUACACGAUAAUUCCCGCUUUCGAGUGACAAUUAUUACGCCAUUUAUAUGAAGCUGAUUUUUAUUACGCGUAUGUAUUUUUAUUAUCGAUCUAACAAAUGUGAAGUGACUCGUAUUGUUUCGGUCGCGACGUAAAAAAUUGGUGUACGCGCAGUCGUGAUUGUGGUUCAGCUCGAUACUGAUGCUCCAAUCCUUCUCGAAGGACCACUCAAUUGAUUAUGGGAAGACUGAUGGUAAUCCAGUCGGUACGAUCUAUAAGGAGUUGUUCUCUUUGAGGCAUCGGAAACCAUUUUCUCUCUAACGACACGAUCGAGAUCUUGUUUGAUUUCAAAAUCGCUCUUUAGGGAAGCCUCGACCCUCUUCCUGCUCCGGAUUCGGUGUCGGACUCCAUCGACGUACACAUCAACUUUACCACCGGUGCCACUUUUCCUUCUCAUCCAUCUACCCGCUUCAACCCACUCAUCCAUAGUGGGUAAUUCGCUAUUUUCAUUUUCAUUAUUUUAAUGAAAACACUUAUUUUCAAUAAAUUAAAGUUUAGAAUAGCUAAAGAGAAAAGCUGUUUUCCUGUAAAACCAGUUUUAUCUUUCUGCAAACGAUUUCAUAUACUCGAGGAAGUGAAAACAAUUAUAUUUCAUGGAAAACAAAAGAAUACACAUUUUUUUUUUUUUUUUAAAGCGAUAUAAAGGGAAAGCUUAUUAAGUGUUUUUUACCUAAUUGACGGGUGAAAAUAUUCUCCAUGCACUACUUUGUUGCACUCGAAACGUGCAAUUCUUGAUCUAGAUCUUGGUUUCGUGCUACACGCUACGCAGUUUCUCUCUUUUUUCUCGAGUAAUUUACGAAAACGUAUUAUUAAAGAACUAUUAGUAGUUAAAGCGUUUAAGUUUUUUACUUUCAUCCAAUUUUCAGCUGACUUCUCAAUCAUUUUUACGAUAAAUUCAUGUACGUACGAUUCUUGCAUUAAGCGAACAUUCUGCUAUGUUAGAUCGGAUUAAAUCUCGGUAAAAUUCGAAAUUUCAGCUCAAGAUAUUCCUUGGGAAAUCCGCAAAGACGACAUAUUGACACCAAGGUAUUAAGAGGUUUAGCAAGAUCAUUUUGCUAAACCUCCAUAGCACUUAUAUUUUAUUAGAAAAAAGAAAACCAUAUUCAAGUAACGGAAUCAUCCGCCAUUUAUGUUUAUAAACUGCGAGCAAUUCUUGUCGGCCUCGAAUGCUUUUCCAACUUGGUUUCAAGUAAAUCGAAGAUUUCAAUGUUGUCACUCGAUGGCGAGAAUUAUCUUAUUGACGCGACCCGCACAUUCCAGCCGAAUUUCGAUCCGCAACGUUGCCGUUGAGCGAGCAGUUUGCAAAAGAAUGGAUAAUACUCAAGGUAUACUGUUACAUUUUAAGUACCGAUCUCAGUGUCUCGCUCGAGUGUGAAUCGAAUGCUUGAGAGAUCUCAUCGUCCGAAUUGUAUUCGUAUCCACGUAAUUCUUGAACGAAUCGCACCUUCUAAUAUGCACUGUUUUAUUAGUUAGUUUCGUUAUUAAUUGUUAAUCGCAAUCGACGAGGAUUGGUACUCCGAAUGGAUGAAGAAUACAAUCUCGAACAAGGUUUUGUUCCGUAGGUGAUUGCUUGUAGGAUGUGAAACCAAUUUGAAACUAAAACAUAGUUUGUUGAACGCAUUCAUUUACUUCUUUUUAAAUGUGUCGGCCUCGCGUCCAGGUCUUCUCCGGUAAACGAUUGUAUAAUGUACAAUAUUACUAAAAUAAGCAAAAAUUCAGUUGCAUCGAGCAUUGAUGAAGAAACGAGUCACUAAAAGAUAGUUUGUCAAAGCCAUUUAUUUAAUUCUCUUUAAAUGUUUAGAUCUCGCGUUCGCCUUCUUCGAUAAAUACUUGUAUAGCGUAUAACAAUACAAAGAUAAAGAAAAAAUCAGUUCAGACAAGCCUCGUUGAUAGGCUCAAGAAACGGGCCACUAAAAAAUAGUUUGGUAAACGCAGUUAUCUAACUUUCUUCAAGUGUUUUCAACCUUACUUUCAGAUCUUCUUCGAUAAACAAUUGUGUAAUACAUAACAUUGAUAUACAAAACUGAAGAAAAAUUAGUUUCGACGAGCUGCUCUCAGUCGAGCCUCGUCGACAAGCUCGAGAAACGGGCCACAGUUCUCGGAGCGGAUUACUCAGCCUAAAAGAGUCUCCGUUCUCGUCGAGGCUCCAUUGUCGUGCCGAAAUCGAGCAAUUCUUUUCCGUUGGACGUCGAGAUCGUCCCAUUUUCCCCGGAGAUCCGUUAGAAGAUUGUCGGCUCUUGUUUUGAAGCGAACGAAACGAGCGACAAUGAACGAAAGCGUCCUGAAUAUUAAGCAGUCACUCAAGGUGCUUAGGGGAUAGAGGAUAGCGAUUAGGACGAAGUGCGAUCGAAAAGCGUGCAGAUGUGAUCCAGAUGAAAGAGGCUUAUAGACUGUUGCGUAGAGUAAACGAAAAGAGUAUUACUACGAUUAUUUUUAUUCUCGGCGUCGUCGCGCGUUUUUCUUGCGUCCAUUAUUUACACGCGAGUAUUCGGGUAUAUUUUUGUCACGGGAUAGUUCGCUCUCUUUCGCGUUCUCCAAGCUCUCGGUGUCUUCGAAAUGUUGCAUUUGUACAUUUGUAUUUUACCAAACGAGAAUUGUGUACGUUCGUCCCAACCUUUUUCUUCUCUGUUGAGGAAGGGAUAUAUUUGCGAAUUAGAAGGUUCUCAGCGGAGUCCCACGUAUUCGAGGACUGAGAUCCCGGAUCAUAAACACCGCCAUUGGCGAUAAAUAUGGUGCAGAGCGGAUUGUAUGAUACAACCUGAACGCACGACACCGCUGUACUACGUUUUCAGCAAACAAUGCAACUCAACUUGCAGAAUGUCUCGAAAUUAUUACGCGGGUCUACGGUAAUUUAUGCUAUUCGUUAAUAAUUUUUUUAUGCGAGAUUCAAGUAAAGAAAUUAUUUUUGUUCAUUGAACACAGAUCUUUAUUGGCUUUUUAUUAAGAUCAAAUACGUUGCUUUCAAAUGAGAACAUAAUCCCGAGUUUCUUAUGUGAAAUGUUACUGUACUAUGAAAAUUGAGAAUCUUGCGAUGUGUAUCAUUUUUAACCGACUUCGUUGUAUUUUAAGUUCUUGGUAAUAGUGUGAAAGCAUGAAAAUUUCCUUUUGAUUGCGAAAAUUGAAUCUUCGCUGCUAAUGAAAUUGAAUAAAUUUAAAAUAACAGUUGUGUUUUGCAUGUGUUGUUACAGAAAACAAGUAGAAUACACCGGAUGCUUGUAUUGUCAACUUCUUUUAUUACUUUGAAGAAUAUCAAAUAAUAAAAAGGAACAGAUAAUGAAAGUGUAUUUCAAUAAUCUCUGUAAGUAUAACCAAUUCGUAAUUUGUUAACGAUUGUUUCUGUAACAGUACAUAUCAGAAAUAUUAUAUUAAGUUUAACCAUAGUGUGUAAAUUAUAACUUUGAAGACCAAAAAUUUGGUCAAAAUGUUGCUUUAUAUUGCUUUAAAUCAUUCUAAACAUCCCGAAACAGUAAUUAUCGUUUAUUUAUUGUGUUUAAGAUAUCUAAACGAACAAAUAAUCGAUAGCCGUUUAAAAAAAAAAAAUGAAAACAAUUGCCAGAUUUUGGGAAUUUAUUCUUAGACCAAUGCUUCAAAGGCACACAGUGAUGUGCAACGUUGAUUAGCGUUAAUGUGAAGAUCCGUCCUUACAAAAUUGAAUAGUGGUGUCGUGCAUAGGUCACCUAAGUUUAAUCAAAAAAUAUACGAUGCGCAUAUUUUUUUAUCGAGAGAGAAAGAAGUGAAGAGAUUUCUACUAUAUUUUACCGAGGUUCAUACCGAUCCGUGUGCAUUCUCGAGUUUCACACGAAGACGUGGUCUGCGUAUACAGCAGAAAGGAGAGUAAUAGGGAGAGUGUGCAACCAGAAUGAGAGAAUGCGAGAGCAGAGGAAGAUGCGAAGAGAAAAUUUAACGAAUCGUUAGAAAAAUUUAUUAGCUCUACCUGAGUGUCUAUUGAUGUUGAGUGUAAAAUAAUCACUAGCAGUUUUAAGCGUUACCACGGGAGGAAAACGACGAAAUAUGCGAGCAGCCUAGAUAUUCCUCCCCGCUACCCCCCAAAAAAAGUAACAGAAAUAAAUAAUGAAAACGGACGAGGAAACGAACUACUUGUAAAUAUACAAAGAAAUCUAUGUAUGUAUAAAAUAUAAAUGAGAAUGAUCGAAGAA
Hylaeus volcanicus is the source of this 13937-nucleotide messenger RNA. It is a transcript of the gene wake, whose product is annotated as ankyrin repeat and fibronectin type-III domain-containing protein 1. Lineage: Eukaryota; Metazoa; Arthropoda; Insecta; Hymenoptera; Colletidae. Gene Ontology annotation, biological process: establishment of mitotic spindle orientation; signal transduction; regulation of establishment of bipolar cell polarity. The transcript has 12 exons. Gene Ontology annotation, cellular component: spindle. Gene Ontology annotation, molecular function: protein binding. Bases 5890 to 9312 code for a protein of 1140 amino acids. The record is from RefSeq and is a predicted model, not a curated record.